AUGGAAAAAGAUGCUUAUGGAAUGACCCCACUAUUAGCAGCAGCUGUUACAGGCAACACAAAAAUUGUAGAAUAUCUCACAAUUCACCCAGAAUGCUCAAGGGAAGUCAGGGUUGAAGCCUUAGAACUUUUAGGAUCUACAUAUGUUGACAAAAAAAGGGACUUACUAGGUGCUGCCAAAUUCUGGAAAAUAGCAAUCACAGAAAGAUAUAGGAACAACGUGCUAGAUGUUUUGCACAAACCUAAGCCACCUAACCCACUUGUGCCUGCAUACAACAACACAACAGAAGUUGAAUCUUUAGAUGAUUUAGAAAAUAUCCUUUUAGAUCCUGAUGAAAUGAGAAUGCAGUCACUUUUGAUUAGGGAACGUAUUUUGGGUCCUACUCAUCCUGACACAUCUUAUUACAUUCGAUACAGAGGAGCUGUUUACGCUGAUUCCGGUGAUUUUAUCUGGUGCAUAUCUCUUUGGAGAUAUGCACUGGAAAUGCAACAGAAACAUUUAGAACCCCUUAGCCCACUCACUCAAAGUAGUUUUUUAUCUUUCGCAGAAUUAUUUUCGUUCAUGACCACGGACACAUCAACAGACAAACUUAUAAAAAUAAAGAAUCCACUCGCUAUUCUGGAUGAUUUGUUGUUUGUUUUUAAUUGCUGUAUUAAUGAAAUUGAAAAAGGUAUGAAACAGUUAAAUGUAUCAGAAAGUGUGCACAAAAUGGAACGAGACACCACAAGUUUCAACAGGUACUUGAUUAUCAUCCUUCAUCUCAUGUCACUAACAUGCAGAAAGUUUUCAUCAAUUAAAGAUCAAGAGCGGUGGUUUAGCUUUUUGAAAUCUGUCUACCGGUUGGUGAGGAUGAAAUGUAGAAAUGAACAAAACCACACACUGUUACAUCUGGCAUGCAGUAAGGAAACAUCUGUCAUCGGUCGAUUCCCUGUUUGCAAUUUUCCUGAUUUGUGUGUUGUUAAAGUUUUGUUGGAAGUGGGAGCCAGCUGCUCUGACAGAGACAAGUUUGGAAACACAGCACUACACUUGGCUUCUUGCUCUGAUAGUCGGGAGGUUAUUGAGUUGCUUCUCAAAUCCGGGGCACAUAUCUGCACUACCAACUUUAGAUCACAAACAGCUUCGGAUAUGUUGAAAUCAUUGCACAUGCACAACAUUGUGCCACUGCUGAAACACACAACACUCCAGUGCUUAGCGUCCAAAGUCAUCAGAGAUCACAAAAUCAAGUACAAGGGUGAGGUUCCUGCAAAGCUUGAAAAUUUCGUUGAACUACAUUGA
Molecule: messenger RNA, 1275 nt
Organism: Helobdella robusta
Lineage: Eukaryota; Metazoa; Annelida; Clitellata; Rhynchobdellida; Glossiphoniidae
Exons: 2
Coding region: 1-1275 (424 amino acids)
Biological process (GO): ubiquitin-dependent protein catabolic process
Cellular component (GO): ubiquitin ligase complex
Molecular function (GO): protein binding
Source: RefSeq, a predicted model, not a curated record